CACAUAACUAGGAAGUGGUGGAGUAGCAGGAGAGUCACAGGGAUGUGAUGUGGACUCCCUUUUUCUCCCGCUCACCUUCAGAAUUGCCUGAAGCCCUGCCGCCCCGAGGACCAUGUUUAACGGGGAGCCUGGUCCAGCCUCAGCUGGGGCCUCUAGGAACGUGGUACGGAGCUCCAGCAUCAGCGGCGAGAUCUGUGGAUCCCAGCAAGCUGGGGGUGGGGCCGGGACCACCACAGCCAAGAAACGACGCAGCAGCCUGGGUGCCAAGAUGGUGGCUAUCGUCGGCCUGACCCAGUGGAGCAAAAGCACACUGCAGCUCCCCCAGCCUGAAGGGGCCACUAAGAAGCUGCGCAGCAACAUCCGCCGGAGCACGGAGACUGGCAUUGCGGUGGAAAUGCGGAGCCGGGUGACGCGCCAGGGCAGCCGGGAGUCUACCGAUGGGAGUACCAACAGCAACAGCUCCGAGGGCACGUUUAUUUUUCCCACACGGCUUGGAGCUGAAAGCCAGUUCAGUGAUUUUCUGGAUGGCCUGGGACCAGCCCAGAUUGUGGGGCGACAAACGUUGGCCACACCCCCCAUGGGAGACGUGCACAUUGCCAUCAUGGACCGGAGCGGCCAGCUGGAGGUGGAAGUGAUUGAAGCUCGGGGCCUGACCCCCAAACCAGGCUCCAAAUCCCUCCCAGCCACCUAUAUCAAGGCUUACCUGCUGGAGAACGGGGCAUGUGUAGCCAAGAAAAAAACGAAGGUGGCCAAGAAGACUUGUGAUCCCUUGUACCAGCAGGCUCUGCUCUUUGAUGAGGGGCCCCAAGGCAAGGUUCUGCAGGUGAUCGUCUGGGGAGACUACGGCCGUAUGGACCACAAGUGCUUCAUGGGUAUGGCCCAGAUCAUGCUGGACGAGUUGGACCUAAGUGCUGCUGUCACGGGCUGGUACAAACUCUUCCCCACAUCCUCUGUGGCUGACUCCACACUCGGAUCCCUUACCAGGCGCCUGUCCCAGUCCUCUUUGGAGAGUGCCACCAGCCCCUCUCCCUCGUGCUCCUAAGGACCUCACUGAGGACCAGAGGCCAGGGGCUGGAGGGGGGAGGGAGCCUGCUGGCCACACCGCCCCCUGUACAUAGUCUCCAUGGCUUUCUGGAUCCCUCGCCCUGCUGCAUGCCUGUUGGCCGCUGGGCUUGUCCCAGC
Messenger RNA from Peromyscus eremicus (cactus mouse), 1182 nucleotides. RefSeq names its product regulating synaptic membrane exocytosis 3 (gene Rims3). Gene Ontology annotation, molecular function: small GTPase binding; transmembrane transporter binding. The transcript has 6 exons. Bases 113 to 1042 code for a protein of 309 amino acids. Lineage: Eukaryota; Metazoa; Chordata; Mammalia; Rodentia; Cricetidae. Gene Ontology annotation, cellular component: presynaptic membrane; cytoskeleton of presynaptic active zone. The record is from RefSeq and is a predicted model, not a curated record. Gene Ontology annotation, biological process: regulation of synaptic plasticity; positive regulation of synaptic transmission; calcium ion-regulated exocytosis of neurotransmitter.